UGGAAAAGAAGACCGAUAGUUUUUUGUACCUCUGUUUGAGUUUCUGUGGGGGAAAGACAUGUUUUGCGGAGGAAAAGUAAAGUGUGUGUCUGAAACGUACGGUCUUCAAAGCCGACAGCCAAGGGAUGUUACCGAGACUUACGCGAGCUUCAUUAUCAGCAAAAUAGGACCAUAAAUCUUUCUCUGACGGGGGGGAAAAAAAAGCUCUGUUUGGGGUGCAACACAGAGGACAGAAGCAUAGGGGAGAAGAAAAAGAAGAGAAAGACAAAAAGGAGUGCCUUAUAAGUGAAAAAGGAGAUUUUUUUUGCAAAACUUGCAGCACUUUGUUAACAGUGAAGAAAGGAUGAGACCAUUGAAGAAAAACAGAGGCCGUUCUCCCCUGAUUACUAGAGGAAGAGGUGGGAGAAGAAGAGGAGGGUCCCAACCCUUUCAAGAGAAAGACCCCAAAAGAGUCAAGGGGGAGACAAUCGUCAAACCUACACAGCUUACACCCGUCACUCCCUCCACACGCAAGCAAACCUCAGCCACAGCCUCAAACUCUGAUGAAAAACCACUCACAAACAGCAAUACUCUUCUGAAGGAGGAGCCGGCAGAGCUGCUGAAACCUGUGGAGCCAGAUGCAAAGGACAUGAAGAAGGAAGAAGAAAAGACAGAAACGGAGAAAAUAGAAAGGACAAAUGGAAAUAGUACUAUGUCCACUGAUACUUUAGCACUUCCUGCCUCUGCCUCUGCCUCUGCCUCUGCCCCUGCGCCGAUCUCCACAACCACACCCCCUCUGGCCCCAAAUCACAGCCCAAGCUCAGUCUCAGUCUCUAGUAGGAAAACAGCCACAUUCAAGGCCCGUGUGCCCAAGAAAAAAUACACAUAUGAGCACUUUGCUAACAACACAAGUUCACUCACUACCAUUCCUACCUCCAACCCUGCACUCAUACGUAACAGUUACUGCAAUAUUAACAGCAAAAUCAGUGAUAGAAUGAUUACGCCCCAUAAUAAUGUAAAGAGUAGUAACAAUAUUAAUAAUAGCAUUAAUAAAAGCACUAACGUAGGGAUCAGUAGUCGUAAUAACAGCACAUUCGGUAUUAACAACCUGACUAACAAUAGUAACAGUAACGUUGGGAGCCAUAGUACUUUUAUCAAUAGCAGUAAUAGUAGAAGUAAUAAUAGCUCAGGUAAUCAACCAUUAGUGCUAACUGUGGACAGUAAAGCUACAGGAGCAAACCAUUUUGUUUCCACAGAAGAUAGGGCCCUCAGGAAAGCAGAUUCCCAGGAAAAAGAUUCCCUGGCUAGGGAAAAUGAUUCAGAGGCGGCCCCUACCUCAGUGCGCUGCUCGUCUACGGAUACAGCUAGUGAACACUCAGCUGACCUGGACGCAAUGGAAGCAUCAGGACCAAGCCUUCAUCAGAAAAACUCCCACAUUCCAGCUCUUCUCCUUAACUCGCACACUAAAGAGGCCAGUCUCUCAGAGGGUCUAGCUGAAGCUCUGGCGAAAGGCAUGAAGAACCAGAGAGUCCUGGCUCGUCAGAUAAAGACGACCAUGACUUCAGGAAGCAGAGGGGUUAAAGAGGUUGACUCAUGCACUUUAUCAUAUGUGUUCAGACCAGGAGUGGUGCGUAGGGUGAGUGGAGGGGCUGUUGAAGUGCAGCUCCAAGGAGCGGAGACCUUUGUUAAAUACCCUUUCGAUGGUGGAGCCGCGAUGACAUCAUCACCACAGGACAAGAGCACUGUAGAGUUCAUUUUGGAUGCCCCCCCACCUGGCAUGGCACCUGUUGCGAUCGGGACCCGAGUGUGUGUGCCCUUUGGCGGGGAGGAGAGGGGUCCUCUGCUGUACAGAGAGGGGAUUGUCACCCAGGUGGACCCCCACCCGGGUGUCACAUUUCCUUACCAGGUGCUCCUGAGUGAAGACACAGAUAUUCAGGACAAUGGAGGGGUAGGGUCUGAGAAAGAGAAAAGGAAAGCUAAUGCUCAGGCUGUGUGGGUGUCCCGACAAAGUCUGAGGCUUGUCAUUCGUCCAUGGGAGGUUCCACACAUAGAUGGUGGGAGGGAGAAGGAGAGAGAGCGGGAUAGGGAAAGGGAAGAGAGGGAGCGGAGGGAGGAAUUGGAGGUGGAGAGGGAAGUGUGCCAGUUGAGUAUUGGGAUGGGGGUGCUAGGAGGGGGAACUAGGUUGGGCAAUAGUUUUUCACAUGAAACGGUAGCAGGAGGGCUUCCCUAUAGAAAUGUAAAUCCCCCACCUCAUUCGGGUAUCGCUGGUUCAGACCAAGGCUGUGGAGAUCAAUACUCUGACAGAGAGGGGCAGAAACAGCCAAACACCCCAGAAGAAGACGUUGAGGUGUCUCGUUUUAACAUGGGCCUCAUUGUCGGAAACAAGCCAAAUUCUGCAACCUCUCAGCAGCGAAACAUGGUCUCCAAGUCCAGCUGCUACUCCCCCUCCUCUCCCCAUCUCUCUGUGGUACGGGGUAUGGGUCCCCUACACAUCUCCACCCUAGCUAGUCCUCAACCACCACCAUCACCUGCCCUAAUGGGGUCUGAGUUAAACAACAACACUCCAAACCUACCUCCAUCAAAGACCACUCCAACACAAACCCCUACUCUUUCUUCUGGUGGGGGGUCCUCCUCUACGCCCUCCCGUUCCAGGACACCUCUCUCAUUGGCUCAGCAGAAAUACAAGAAAGGUGAUGUGGUGUGCACACCUAAUGGUAUCCGUAAGAAGUUCAAUGGUAAGCAGUGGAGGAGGCUGUGCUCCAGGGAGGGCUGUAUGAAGGAGUCGCAGCGUCGAGGAUACUGCUCCAGACACUUGUCAAUGAGGACCAAAGAGAUGGACGCAGCCGGGGGAGAAAGGGGAGGAGGGGGCAGCAGCUCAGGGACAGUCACACCCUCGGACCUGCGAGGCAGAACAAGCAGUGAGUUUGAGUGGGACGACACGUCGAGAGAGAGCAGCGAGGCCAGUAGCAGAGGAGACUCCAGACCCCGUUUGGUUCUCCCCACCCUCCUCCCCCAUGAACUUUCAUCACGCUUUGACUUCGAUGAGUGCGAGGCCGCAACCAUGCUCGUGUCACUAGGGAGCUCCCGAUCUGGCACCCCCUCCUUUUCGCCCAUCUCUAACCAGUCACCCUUCUCCCCUGCCCCCUCUCCCUCACCCUCCCCGCUUUUUGGCUUCAGACCGGCCAACUUCUCCCCGAUUACAGCCUCCCCUGUUCUGAAUCACCGGAGGCACAGGCAGCCCAGUGGGACAGGGGGAGGCGGAGCAGGGGGCAGUAAGACUACAACCCUUGCUGGAGGUGGAGAAAGGGAGAGACACACUUCAGGCAUCCAGCCCUCCUUCCACAGCAACCUGACGUUUACAGUUCCCAUGAGCCCCAGCAAACGAAAGUCUGAUGCACCUCCUCCACCUCCCCUCCCCUCACACCACCAUGAUUACACGCCCCGGACGGAGCUGGAGCAGGGGGAGCUCAAUAACUCUUUCAGGGUGUUGUCCCCCCAGACACCAGCUUCACAUCCUCACACACCCACCUUUUCCCGACCCAGAGGAGUGACCACCCCCUCCUCUAGUAGGCCACCGUCCUCCCCUGCUGUUUCCCCCCCUCCUCUACUAAUGUCUCCAACUCCUCCUUCUCCUAUCAACCCUGAUGGAGGACCUCGUCGAGUGGUCCCUGUAUCCCAACAGACCUUGCGGGACUCCCCUGUUAUUGUGAGAAAUCCUGAAGUCCCACUGGCAAAAUUUUCAGAGUGCCCAUUGGGAGAUGGAGGGGGAAACGAGGAGGGGACAGAAAACACCACAUCUAAAGACAUUGGCCUAACAGCCCUCACCCCUCAGCAAAUUUCCGGCCUCCAGGUUCCGGUCCCCAUCAACGCUGCUGCAGCCGCAGUUCCCAACGGCACUGUCCUCUUACGGAGUCCAUCCCAAACUCUGGUGCUUGUGUCUCCGUCACCUUCCUCCCUGCCCACCACUGACACCCCUGUGGCCCCCCUGCAGGCCCUGUCAGUAACAGUCAGCACAACAGUCACGGCUCCUGCUCCCAGUAGCACGGACAGUUCUGGGGAACAAGAAGAGAACAGGGGGACAGGGUUUGGGGGUGAGGUCCAGCAGCCAGUUCCCUGUCACCCCUCUCCUACUGCUCUGCUGCCCCUGAUUCUCCCAACUGAAAACCUUCAUCCUGUCCCGAGAAAAGACAUCAUUAUGGGACGUCCUGGCACAGUGUGGACCAAUGUUGAGCCGCGGUCAGUUCCAGUCUUCCCCUGGCAUUCAUUGGUACCAUUCCUGGCACCCACCCAAUCAGAUGCUUCUUCUCAGGCUGGAGAAGGCCAGCACCCUGUCAAUCAUCCCCAAACAGCUAGUCUGAAGUCAGAGUGUCAUGGGGUGGCGGCUUUGUCACAAGAGCCUGCAGAGGCACCCCCAACUGUGGAGAGAGGUUCCCUGUCCAGGCCUACCCCCUCUUCUGAUGAGCUGCCUCCAGAGAAGGAGAAAGGAGAAGCAGAGAGAGAGAGACCUGACAGUGAGACAGAGAGCGAUGUGGAUGACCCCUUCCUCCCAGGAGUAGUUCCAGAGCAGCCCCUCGCCACAACACCAGUAAAGCGACGCACUCAGUCCCUCAGCGCGCUGCCCAAAGAUGGAGAUAAGAGUAGCCCUGGGAAGAGGGAGAAGGACCACAUCAGACGACCCAUGAAUGCAUUUAUGAUUUUCAGUAAGCGCCAUAGAGCACUGGUGCACCAGCGGCACCCAAACCAGGACAAUAGGACAGUUAGCAAAAUUCUGGGGGAGUGGUGGUAUGCUCUGGGACCCAAGGAGAAACAGAAGUACCAUGAUUUAGCCUUCCAGGUAAAAGAGGCCCAUUUUAAGGCCCACCCAGACUGGAAAUGGUGCAACAAAGACAGGAAGAAGUCCAGCUCCGAAGGCCGUGGUGUCUCAGGGGGCAAAGACAUCAGAGAAAGGAGCAUGUCUGAGUCCACAGAGCCCCAUUCUGUGGAACUGAAGAGUGUUGUUCCAGGUCUGGUGGGUGUGUCUGAAAGGAAUACAGGAGAAGGUCACGUGGGCCAACUUACCCGUCCUCGAGCCUUCUCUCAAAGUGCCAUGCACAGCCUUGAUCGGGUGGACAGGGGAAAUACACAGGCUCUGGCAGAACUGGCACAAAUGUGUGGAGAUGGUGGCAGUCAGUUUUCCAGUCAUGCCCCACCCCUGUCACAGUCCCAGCGGGGCGUCAGUGAGGACAUGACCAGUGACGAGGAGCGCAUGGUCAUCUGUGAGGAGGAGGGAGAUGAUGAUGUCAUCGAGGACCCUUAUCCUAGCAGUUCCAUAGACCUCAAGUGUAAGGAGCGGGUGACUGAUAGUGACAGUGAGAACGGUUCUGGAGACGAAAGUGAUCGGAAGAGAGUUUUUGCUCCAGUCAUUUGCACUUCAGCCAUAUCUUCUUCCUCGCAUCAACCCCCUCAUGGUAGAAGUGUCUCUCUGUCCUCUUACCCCACCAGCAAACGCUAUGAUGAGGGGAGGUCAGGAGGUGGAGGCUUUUCAGAUCACAGAAGGAAGGAAAGAAGAGAGGGGGAGGGUAAGGACACAUUUGGGGGUGAGGGUGGAGGAGGAGUGCAGGCCUUUUCUCUCUCCCUCUCUUCUGGCCAGUCAGUCAUCGCCACUUCUCCAGCUGGAGGGCCUCCAUGCUCAUCAGUAGGCUCAAGUGGAACAAACCCAUUCCUAGGCACUGGCACUGUAAGGGUGGCCUCUACAGUGGUGACCAACGUUAUGCGUCCUGUUAUCAGCACACCACUCCCCAUCGCCAGCAAACCCAGAGAUGGAGGCAUGUCGUCAAGCCCCCAUCCAUCAGAGAGGAGGUGCCUGACUCCCCAGCAACCACAACUCCUGAUUGGUUCAGGGCCAGGAGGCAUGGCUGCUGCCACAGGGGGUGGGUACUACUCUUCAUCAUCACCUAAUCCUGUAGCUGCAGGUGUGGGCCCUGGUGGUGUAGUGACUAAUUUGGUAUUAGGAGGAGCUCUCUCUGCUCAACCUGCUGUGCAGCUCUUCACCCCCUCCUCCCAGCCUCAAUCCUCCCAGCAACAUGCGCUCACCCACACUGCUAUUUCAGCAACGCAAAGCCACACCAAUGGUCCCUUGCCUCUAUCCCUGCUUCAGCCCCAGUUCCUUCCUGCCUCUUCCCUCACAUCCCCUGGGGGCAAGGCCAUCACACAAGUUCAGUAUAUCCUGCCCACCUUACCUGCCAGCGCCCACCCAAAGAGUCCACCUCAACAGCUAAGCCAGCCAACCAGUUUCUUCAACCUGCCCACAGCUCCACCCACUCAUGUGUCCCUGGCCAAUGGAAAGCAGCAGGGUGCAGGGUCACUGACAGGAUAUUCAUCGGGAGCGGUGGGAGUGGUCAGCCCGGGAACUAGAGUGCAAACACAGUCGCCAGUCCUCCAGGGUAAAAUGCUUGUUCCCAUGGCAACAGUACGAGCUGCACCAGCCCAAGCCCAGCAGUUUCCGAUUGUGGCUCCACCUCUUCCUGUCCAGAAUGGUGCUCAGGCGGGAAGCAAGAUCAUCCAGAUAGCCCCCAUGCCUGUUGUCCAAUCACAGCUGCCUCAGGGUGGAGCCGUCCAUCCUGCCAGCCCAUUCCCUGUGGGAACUGCUGCUGUGGUGGCCCCAGGAUCAGCCCCCUCCCAGGCUGUACUCCUGCCACCAGCACCUACCAGGAUCACCUACGUCCAGUCCACUCCAGGGGUCCCAUCCACUCUGCCUCUGGUCUCCACGACAACAGGCUCCUCCACCACCCAGCAAGCCCUGCCAGUGACUGGAUCUGCAUAUGUCCCAUCGCCCCUAGCAACACUUGGGUUCACAGCUAUUGCACCACCUGGACAGACACUGGUUCAGCCGCUGAUUGCAGGUCAGCCACCACUCCUGGCCACAGCUCAGUCUCCAUCACCUUCCACCUCAGCCCCUGCUUCAGGCUCUGGCGGCCAGAUAGUCACUGCAAUCUACCCUCCUUCCCCUAGCGUCACCAUGGCAACAGGGGUGGUCUCCAUGACAGCAGUACCCCCCAGCGUGGUCUACUCCGUCUCCAGCCCCUCCAGUGCUUCCCCUCACAUCUUUUCCAAACACACAGCAAUCCCAACAACAAUCACGCACCCACAUCCGCAGCUUCAUACAGACAGACAGGCAGACAGACACAUGCCCCCGGACAGACCUGCAGAUCGACACACAGAGAGACAGGCUGAGAGGCAGACAGAACUGCUCAUGCACUCUGAAAGACAACUGGAGAGGCAGUCGCAGAUCUCCAGCAGCUCAGUGGCACCUCCCAGUGGUUCAUCUGUGUCCAUAAGGCCCUGCAGUCCUCCACCUCAGAUCCAAACAUCUGGAAAUACACCAGGUACACCCAAACUAGCCCAGCUUCCAGUCAGGACCCCUCUUAAGGUGAAGGCAAUGGUAGCGAACAUCCCCGUGGGCAGCUAUGAAGGAGGGGGCCGAGGAAAAGGAGAGAGAGGGAGAAGGAGAGGGAACGAGACAGGGAGCGGGAACGAGAUAGGGAGAGAGAAAGGAGCGGGAGCAAGAGCGGGAAAGGAGAGGGACGCUGCAGCCUCUUGCCAUUUCUCUUUUGAUCCUGAGCCUGCAGGGCAAUCGGGGUCUCCAACAACACAUCCAGCUGAAGAGCCUCCCUCCUCUGACAGACCGCUGGAGGGCUCCAGUGCAGCAGACUCCUCUGAAACACGGAGCAGGGAAAGCACAACCACCAAAGAGACUGGAUGGAAGGAGUCCCUUCCCCCCUCUCCUCCCCCCCUUCCAUCAACUACAGAUUCUGCCCUUCCACCCCCACAGACUGACAAAGAUGCCCCUACACCCAAAAAGGUCAAAUCCCGUCCGCCACCACUGAAGAAGACAUUUGACUCUGUGGACAAGGUGCUGUCGGAGGUUUACUUUGAGGAGCGCUUUGCUGAACUGCCAGAAUUUCGGCCUGAGGAAGUUCUUCCCUCACCCACCCUGCAAAGUCUGGCGACUUCACCUCGCGCCAUCCUGGGCAGCUAUCGCCGCAAGAGGAAGAACUCUACAGAUUUGGACUCAGCCACUGACGAACAACUCUCUCCCAAGAGAAAGAGUCGGCGACGCUCAAGCUGCAGCUCCGAGCCAAACACUCCUAAAAGUGCUGCCAAGUGUGAGGGAGACAUCUUUACCUUCGACCGAGCAGCCACAGAUGGAGAAGACAUCCUAGCAGAACUGGAGUUUGACAAGGUGCCAUACUCCUCCCUGAGACGAACCCUGGACCAGAGGAGGGCACUGGUCAUGCAGCUGUUUCAGGAGCAGGGCUUCUUUCCAUCUGCUCAAGCCACUGCAGCCUUCCAGACAAGAUACUCCGAUAUUUUUCCAACCAAAGUCUGUCUGCAGCUGAAGAUCCGGGAGGUACGACAGAAGAUCAUGCAGACAGCUACUCCAUCCGAUGCCCCUGGUUUUGGCAUUCCUGACUCAGCUGGUCUCCCUGGACCCUCUGGCUGCCAGCCAGGAGAGGGAUCUGUGAGAGGUGUUGGGGACCUGCAGGACGAUGAAGUGGAUCAGGGGCUUGAGGGGAGCCCUGAGGAUCCGCGUGACUCACAAGACUCCUCUAGAUGAGGGAUGCUGACUGAUCAGCUUCUGUCACACCUUUGCACCCCCUAAAUGCUUUUAAAAGAUACAUUUUAUCCCCACUCUGAACUCUCCUCUGGUCACAUCCUGGUUUCUUUCUUUCCUUAGCAGCCAAGCUGUGAGACUGAGAGAUGUUUGUUUGCAAUGCUGGGACUUUUAUCUUGUAAUGUGUGACCCUCAUACCAAAAAAAAGAAACCUUAAAAACCAGUGGCACAAAAACUACCACAAAACAUAAACACAUACACCCUGCAAAUGUUUGAAUUUCACACUUGAAUUAGCACUCUGUAUUAACUAACUUGGAGAAAUCUCAAAUCAAUGCCAGUGAAAGGACCAUUGUGUACAGCUGCAAUCAUUCGCCAUGAAGAAGAAAGAAUUCUCGUUUUGGACCGAGCAACGUUCAGAGAGGAUGAAGUCAGCAGUUUUAAUUAAGGACAUUAAAUGUUUUAAUAUUUGUUAUUGAUAUGGUUUAAAAGCAGUUCUCAGCUUAAAGCAAGCUGUAUGUAGACUCAACUGUUGUAUGCUUGAAAAUGUUUCUGAUGACAUAGGGGGCUGGGCCCUCAAAAGCCAGAAACAAUUUGAAUUGACGAGAACUUGUUCCUUUGGACCUGGAAAGAUUUGUCUCUCCUUUUUAUUUCUGACGUGUGGAACUUCAGGGGAGGUCUACGGGGAGUGACUUAACAUUAGUGGACUUCUGGCAGUGCCAUCAUUCCUGCAGUUACCUGUCUGGCCAAGUCCUCCCUUCUUGCGACUGACCCUAGCACAUGCCAGUAGGUAGGAACCAAGCAUUCCUGUGCCUCUCAUUUGUUAGCCAUGAAGGACGGAGGAGGGUCAGAGUCAACCGGCACAUCAUGGCUCCUAGUUGUAGAGGUCAGGCUGAUUCAAGCCUUAAUCCUCUGUUGCCAAGCAGUUUUAUUAACUUUUUUAAAGGAUUUGAUUUGUAUUUAACAUUAUCAUAUUAAGUUUGUUGUUGUACUAUUCUGAUGGUUAUUAUUAGUAUUAUUAUUACUCCUCAUAGCAUUGCAGUGAACCCUGGCCCCUUUGUUUUUGUUGCUAGCAGAUGUGUCCUACAUUUCUGCCAGCUGUUGAUUUCUUGUGCUAUAUUUUUUUUUUUUACAUUUUUAUUUUGGAGGCAGGUGAGACACUGCUCCACACCUGUACAGUUCCUCUAUUGUAGUCUUCCCUUGACUGGCCUCUCACCUCAGCAAGGAUCUGCGGUGCAGUUCAUUUUUAUUCUUCAUUUCAAAGAGGACGAACACAAUGUGGACCUUUUUUUAUAUUAUUUCAACUGUAAGAAGCCGUAUGUUUGUUUAAGACCACCCCGUAUGCUUGUCCCUCGCUUAGUUUGAUUCUAUACUAUCAACACUUGUACAUCUCCUUCCUCCACCUUUUUCUUCACUCCUUCCUCUCUGUCACUUUAUUUCUCUCUCCAGACUUUUUAGACAGGCGGAGAGAAACCUUGGGGAAGUGAGGGGAGGCUUAAGAAUUAAACAAGAGCUGGUAGGAUCUUAUACUGGUUGUCUUUGUGCAAGACUUGGUUGUAUUGUAAAUAAUUACUGUAGAGUCAGAAGACUCAUUAUAUUAUUGAUAAGGAAAAAUCUGUCGACUUUACAGACAACCAUUGCCAGAAGUAAAACAACUGAAAAGGAAAAAACGACAAUAAAUAUGGCUAUUAAUGUUUGUGUUGAGCUCCUUGUUCUGCUGUUCCAGCAAACAAGAGAGGAAUUUCUAUGAAUAAUUUAAGUUUGUAUCUGUAACUUUCAGUAUGCAAAUAAAAAUAGAUGUUCAAUUAAAGUGA
Messenger RNA from Labrus mixtus (cuckoo wrasse), 10383 nucleotides. RefSeq names its product capicua transcriptional repressor b (gene cicb). The transcript has 21 exons. Gene Ontology annotation, molecular function: RNA polymerase II transcription regulatory region sequence-specific DNA binding; DNA-binding transcription factor activity, RNA polymerase II-specific. Lineage: Eukaryota; Metazoa; Chordata; Actinopteri; Labriformes; Labridae. Gene Ontology annotation, biological process: regulation of transcription by RNA polymerase II. The record is from RefSeq and is a predicted model, not a curated record. The coding region runs from base 344 to 8575 and encodes 2743 amino acids. Gene Ontology annotation, cellular component: nucleus.